UAAACAACUCAUGACAAAAAAACUCCCAAUAAUUAAAUCAGAAAUUGUUGUUUGAUAGGAAGGCUUGCUUGAGUGAUAAGCCGAUAUAUGUUAGUAUAAUCGAAACGUUUGUCAUGGGGCGAAAAUACUUCUGUGAUUACUGUGACAAAAGAAUACAAAACGAUUACAGCAUCAUCAAACAACACAAUGUAGGUCUCCCGCAUCUUCGAGCCAAGGCAGAAUACUAUCAGCAAUUUAAAGAUAUAGAGCAAAUUCUUAUGGAAGCCAAACAUAAACCUCCAUGCCGUUCGUUGAAAGACGGCAGCGAAUGCACAUUUGGAGUAUUUUGUCGGUAUCGCCAUUACACGCCGGAACAAAUGCGGGAAAUGGAAGAACUUGCUGGUAAACACACACUCUUCAUUCGGAAGAAACGAUCAGAACGGCUACAUAAAUACAUGCGCAACGUAAACGCUCGCACAGAGUUAUUCGUUCGAAAACGGUUCGAUCGGCCUGCAGCCGAAAAACUACCACCUUCCAUGUGUAUAUUUUCAGCCGCGGUGUAACUUUGUUUUGUAUUGAAAUCACCCAAGGGGCGGACCGGUGGCAUGAUUGUAGCGGAGCCGGACUUACCACAAACGGACCAGACUGAAAUCCCAUCCCCGGACCAAUCCCCUGUAGCAAGGACAGACUAUCCGGCUACGUGGUAAAAUAAGUCGAUUCGGCCAGGCCGAAAAAACGAAAAAACAAGCACAGAGUCAGUACGACGAACGAAAAUAAAACUAAUAUAUCUUUCUCAUUUACCAUUCAAUUCAUUUACCCAAACAAUUUCUAUGCUCAUUACAAUUUUUUAAGGUUCAUAGCCUCAA
This is a messenger RNA of Anopheles moucheti, 845 nucleotides long. Its product is annotated as zinc finger matrin-type protein 5. The transcript is spliced from 3 exons. Lineage: Eukaryota; Metazoa; Arthropoda; Insecta; Diptera; Culicidae. The record is from RefSeq and is a predicted model, not a curated record. Gene Ontology annotation, molecular function: zinc ion binding. Gene Ontology annotation, cellular component: U12-type spliceosomal complex. Bases 114 to 542 code for a protein of 142 amino acids.